AUGGCGGCGCGGUGCCUGGGCUCUGCGGGACUGAGGCAGCUGCUGCUGCGCGCGGUGGGCGCGGGGCAGGUGAACAUGGGGCACGUCCGGGGCAGCGUUGUGAGGAGGAGCGUCCUUGGGGCCUCCUUACACCCAGGAGUGGCCUGGAGACCAAGCAGGUGUGCCAGUUCCACGGAAGCACCUGCCACAAAAGUGGAGGAUGACUCCUUUCUCCAGUGGCUCUUGCUUCUCAUCCCGGUGACUGCCUUUGGCCUGGGGACAUGGCAGGUCCAGCGUCGGAAGUGGAAACUAAAGCUGAUUGCCGAGUUAGAGUCUCGAGUUAUGGCCGAGCCCAUUCCUCUGCCAGCAGACCCAAUGGAGCUGAACAGUCUGGAAUACAGGCCAGUAAAGGUCAGGGGGCGCUUUGACCACUCCAAGGAGCUGUACAUGAUGCCCCGGACCAUGGUGGACCCAGUCCGGGAGGCCCGGGAGGCUGGCCGAAUCUCCUCCUCAGCAGAGAGUGGUGCUUAUGUCAUCACCCCCUUCCACUGCUCUGACCUGGGAAUUACCAUCUUGGUAAACCGAGGGUUUGUCCCCAAGAGGAAGAUGAACCCAGAUACCAGGCAGAAGGGCCAGAUUGAUGAGGAAGUGGAACUAGUUGGGAUGAUAAGGUUGACAGAAACCAGGAAACCUUUCAUCCCUGAGAACAAUCCCGAGAGGAACUACUGGCAUUACCGAGACCUAGCUGCCAUGGCUAGGGUCACAGGCUCAGACCCCAUCUUCAUUGAUGCCGACUUCAAGAGCACAGUCCCUGGAGGGCCCAUUGGAGGCCAGACAAGAGUCACAUUGAGAAAUGAACACCUGCAGUACAUUAUUACCUGGUAUGGCCUUUGUGCAGCCACUGCGUACCUAUGGUUUAAAAAAUUCAUACGUCAGACUCCUCUGAGAUAG
Molecule: messenger RNA, 930 nt
Organism: Orycteropus afer afer
Lineage: Eukaryota; Metazoa; Chordata; Mammalia; Tubulidentata; Orycteropodidae
Product: surfeit locus protein 1
Exons: 9
Coding region: 1-930 (309 amino acids)
Biological process (GO): mitochondrial respiratory chain complex IV assembly
Cellular component (GO): mitochondrion; membrane
Source: RefSeq, a predicted model, not a curated record